AUGGGGAAGACGAAGUGUGAGCUAUGUGGUGGUGUGGCGAGAAUGUUUUGCGAGUCAGACGAAGCGAGUUUGUGCUGGGACUGCGACGGCAAGGUUCACGGAGCUAAUUUUCUGGUGGCUAAGCACACGCGCUGCCUUCUCUGUAGCGCGUGCCAAUCUCCGACGCCGUGGAAAGCUUCCGGUCUUCGUCUGUGUCCAACUGUUUCCAUCUGCGAGUCUUGUGUAGCUCGCAAGAACAGCAGGAAUCAAGCGGAGAGUCUGAGCCGAGAGAUCAACGGUAGAGAAGAAGACGACGGCGCAGAAUCUUACGAUGAAGAUGAAGAGAGCGAUGAGGAGGAUGAGGAUGAGGAGGAGGAAGCGGAGAAUCAAGUGGUACCGUGGGAUGCGGCGGCGAAGCAAGAACAACCUCCGGUGGUGAGUUCGUCGUCUUCGGUUAGCGGCGGCGAGGAAGCUUCCUCCUCCGGCGACGGAGGUCUUGUAGGGAAAAGGACGCGACUGGAUAUUGAAACAUCGUCGUCGUCAUCAUCAUCUCCUCGGGUUUUGAAAAUGGCCAAGAAAAGCAGAGAUCUCAGCCGUUGA
This is a messenger RNA of Microthlaspi erraticum, 579 nucleotides long. NCBI's taxonomy places the organism in Eukaryota, Viridiplantae, Streptophyta, Magnoliopsida, Brassicales, Brassicaceae. The record is from the annotation of a GenBank genome assembly.